This is a messenger RNA of Oncorhynchus nerka (sockeye salmon), 4598 nucleotides long. RefSeq names its product hepatocyte growth factor-like protein. Bases 941 to 3079 code for a protein of 712 amino acids. Lineage: Eukaryota; Metazoa; Chordata; Actinopteri; Salmoniformes; Salmonidae. Gene Ontology annotation, biological process: proteolysis; regulation of receptor signaling pathway via JAK-STAT. The transcript has 18 exons. Gene Ontology annotation, molecular function: serine-type endopeptidase activity; receptor tyrosine kinase binding. The record is from RefSeq and is a predicted model, not a curated record.
AGACACCCACUCCUUUCUUGUACAGUUUUGAUUGAGACAUGUUGAUUGAUGUUGUAAGUUCUGUUCAAGAUCAAACAUUCAUGACCAACUAUAUUCAUUGGGUUUGGCUCGUCGAAACCGUACUACUGCUGCUGCAGUCAGCCAACAAUGCACUUUUGCAGCCAGGAACGUGUCAUGAAGAGGGAAUACGAAAAUACGAUUUGCAAUUUGCUGAAAUUGGUGCUGCCUAUGCACGAGCUGAGCGCCUGCUGCUGACGUCACCCACAAUGCACUUUUGCAGCCAGGAACGUGUCAUGAAGAGGGAAAAUACGUGCAUUUUAGCGUUAGUCACUUUUCAAAAGUUGCUAAAAGUUCCAAAUACAUUUUUAAAAGUAGCUACAUUUGUUGCUAGGUGCUGUUUGAAAAAAAAGUUCCCAGGGUAGUCUGAAAAGUUGCUAAAUCUAGCAACAAAAUUGCUAAAUUGGCAUCACUGGAUGGCUGUGUGGUUUCACUUUUCCCCUGAAAAAGUCAGUCUACUAUAAUCUUUGUGGUCGUUUGGAUUCUACUGACGUCCAGUGGUGAUCACGGGUAUUGCCGAGGCUCAUAAAUAAAGUGUUACACUGACUUGAGUUUAUAUUUUAGGCUACAUUGUAUUAAUGAUUAAUGUACUUAUCGAUUGGUUGUCUUUUUGGGGGUAAGCGGCUCUGUUUGAUUAGCUUGUUACAUGUUCACGUGUGGGUGGACGGGAUAAAGUCAUUAUUCACACUGAUUUAGUAACUUUGGAUUUUCCCGUCCAGUAAACGCCACAAUAUAUAUAUUUUAAUCGGCUUCUUAAUUUUUCGCCGUGUUCUACCCUAAUCCAUUUCGUUGAAACACGACAGCCUAGAGGAACUCCAGAACUGACAAAAAAAAUCCUCGUAUCUGCUUCCAUUCAGCACUGCUCUCAUUCUUUACCUUAACCAUGCAACUCAUUCUUUCCUGUGUUUUCCUGGCAUUUUGGAGGGGAUUGGUCAAAGGGUCCCGCUGUCCUCUGAAUGACUUCCAGCGUUCCGAGGGAAGGGAGCUGGUUCCGACCUCCUGGAACUCUGCACGGGUGCUGAUACUGCCAGGGCUGAUGCUGGAGGACUGUGCCAGACGAUGCUCAAAUACACUGGACUGCAGAGCCUUCAACUACGAGACGCGUCCCUCCAUCACCUGUAAACAGCUGCCAUGGGUGGAGGAUGGCAGCAACGCAGAGGUCAAGAGGAACGUCAACUGUGACCUUUAUGAGAAGAAGGUCUACGUAAGAAAGUGCAUUGUGGGUAAAGGAGAAGACUAUCGAGGCAAGGUGUUCAUGACAAAAAGUGGCCAUACUUGUCAACAGUGGUGGUCAAAGUUCCCACACGAUCACAGAUGGACACCCACAGCCACUAAUGGCUUGGAGCUGAACUACUGCAGGAACCCAGAUGGGGACCGCAUCGGGCCGUGGUGCUACACCACUGAUCCAGAACGGCGUUAUGAGACCUGCAAUAUCCCCCACUGCAAAGAUGAGGUGUGUAUCACAUGUAAUGGGGAAGACUACAGGGGUCAGGUUGACCACACAGUGAGUGGCAGAGAGUGCCAACGUUGGGACCAGCAGUACCCACACCAACACAUCUACCAGCCUGAGAAGUAUCCAGAUAAGAGCUUGGAUGAUGACUACUGCCGUAACCCAGACGCCUCCCCUGUUCCCUGGUGCUACACCACAGACGCUGAUAUGGAGAGAGAGCGCUGCGAGAUCAGCAAGUGCUCUGUGGUUACAAAGAGACGCCUCCGGUCCAGCUACACCACAAACUGUUUCCGUGGUCGCGGGGAGGAUUACCGCGGUAAAGUAAAUGAGACGACCGGCGGUAUCGCCUGUCAGCGUUGGGACGCCCAGUACCCGCAUGAGCACCCCUUCUACCCAAACACCUACGAAUGCAAGGGCUUGGAGGAGAACUACUGUCGUAACCCAGAUGGAUCCGAGGCACCCUGGUGCUUCACGUCUGUGCCUGAGAUGAGGACGGCUCUUUGUUUACAGAUCAAACGCUGUGCAGACGACAUUGAAGCUGAGGAUUGCUACCAUGAAAAUGGUAAAAAGUACAGGGGUGUAGUCCGUAAGACGCGUAAGGGCAUCACCUGUCAGAAGUGGAGUGUCAACAUGCCUCACAAAACAAAGAUAAACCCAGGGACCCACCCUGAUGCCAACCUGACAGAGAACUACUGCCGGAACCCAGAUGGGGACCAGCACGGACCCUGGUGCUACACCACUGACCCCAAAACAGAGUUUGACUACUGUGCCAUCAAGCAAUGUGCUGGGGAGAAAGUGUCCAUCAUUGAGCCAUCAGAGAUUGUGGAGUUUAAUGAGUGUGGAAAGAGAGAGGAUCGUUUGGCCAAGAGCCCAAUACUGCGUAUUGUUGGUGGGCUUCCUGGAAACUCUCCCUGGACCGUCAGUCUCAGAGACAGGAAAGGAAACCAUUUCUGUGGAGGCUCCCUGGUUAGCUCCAAAUGGGUGAUCAGUACUAAGCAGUGUUUCUCCUCUUGCUAUGUUGACCUUCCAGGGUACUCGGCCAUGAUGGGGACAUUGUUUCGUAACCCCAUAGUAGGAGAGCCAGACCGACAGACUAUCCCUCUCACCAAGAUCGUCUGUGGACCCUCUGAGUCCCAGCUGGUCAUGCUACAACUGGAAUACCAUGCCCAGUUUAACGAGCGUGUGUCUCAGAUAUGCCUGCCCCCUGAACGCUACAUAGUUCCAGAAGGAACCCUCUGUGAGAUCGCAGGCUGGGGUGAAACUCAAGGCACUUCUACAGAUGACUCUGUGCUCAAUGUGGCUCAAAUACCAGUUCUAAGCAACAAGGAUUGUAACAACUACUUUCGGGGUCGUGUUCGGGAGAACGAGAUGUGCACCAACUCCUUCCAGGGUGGGGUGGGUGCCUGUGAGAGAGACUAUGGGGGCCCUCUGGCCUGUCAGAACAGUGACUGCUGGGUGCUUGAGGGAGUGAUCAUCCCCAUGAGGCGCUGUGGACACCCAGGCCAGCCUAACAUCUUCAUCCGUGUCUCUGUCUAUGUGGACUGGAUUAAGAAGGUCAUGGAGAUGGCUUAGUCACGAAUACAUUAUGUCACCAAGCAGUGACUGGCUCUAUGUUCUACUGGACUGCAAUAUAUUUAUCCACCCUCACCCCCCACCCAUAGCUCACAAUCCAUGACCACCUAAUUGUAAUCCGUGACCAUCUACAUACAAUUAGUUAAUAUACACUGAGUAUAUCAAAUAUUAGGAACAGUAUUGAUUUUCCCUCAGAACAGUCUCAAUCCCCCCCCAAAAAAGCACUCGACAGGGAUGCUUGUUGAAUGCUGGCCCAUGUUGACUCCAGUACUUCCCACAGUUAUGUCAAGUUGGCUGGAUGUCCUUUGGGUGGUGGACCGUUCUUGAUACACACAGGAAACUGUUGACUGUGAAAAACACAAACCGAUGCACAUGGUACCUAUUACCAUACCCUGUUCAAAGGCACAUAAAUAUUUUGUCUUGUCCAUUCCCCCACUGAAUGGUACAUAAACACAAUCCAUGUUUUAAUUGUCUCAAGGCUUAAAAAUCCUUCUUUAGCAUGUGUCCUCCCCUUCGUCUACACUGGUUGAAGUGGAUUUAACAAGUGACAUCAAUAAGGGAUCAUAGCUUUCACUUGGAUUCACCUGGUUAGUCUAUGUCAUGGAAAGAGCAGGUGUUCUUAAUUGUUUGUACGCUCAGUGUAUAAUGUGUGUUAUUCUACAAUCUUAUGACAAAAAUAUAAGAUAAAAUAACUAUGUUUUCCCUUGUCUUCUGUCUACGUGUCAAAAACAAUAUUAGGCAUUUUGAUCUGAACAAAAUAACCAUCAUCUUAUGGUGAUUACAUUACAUAUUGAACCUUGACCUCAGGAUGUGCUUGUGAAGGACAUGCCUCCUUAACCUCAUGCUUCUCAAAAGCGUUCCUACACCCUUCACUAAAACUGCUGACUUAUAUACCCCCCCCCCACCCUUCCAGUAUCCGAUGGAGCUCCAAAAUACCUUCUUGGCCCUCCAGCCUCCAAAGAAAUCCCUCAUCUGCCUGUUGUUUUAUGUUGUUAUAAUUAAACAGACUAUUUGUGCACUCUGAUUCAACAAAUAAGUUUAGCAAAUGAGUGCUGAUUUUACUGGCUUCGGUCCGUUUCAGUGGCAGUUUGGCAGUUCAUGCUGCUCACUUUUGUGAAAUUAUGUUUAAUGACUAAUCAAAUACUUAUAUGACUUAUAGUAACUCAAAACAUCUCCAGUCGUGCCCUCUUCUGACUACAUUUUAGAUUAAAGCAUUUUAUUCCAUGCUGCAGAGAACUUGUCAUUUCAAUUGAUCUUAUCAAUAUGAAUAUAUCACCUUGUUUUGAGCAAGCUGACUCAUUUGGCUAACAUGUCUUUUUUGGUCAUAUGGGGUUUUCUUUUCUGUAAAUUAGUUUUCUCUUCAUAACUGUUUGAGUAAUUCAUUGUUAUUCUCAGUAAUUCAUUGUUAUUCUCAGUAAUUCAUUGUUAUUCUCAGUAAUUCAUUGUUAUUCUCAGUAAUUCAUUGUUAUUCUCUAAUUCAUAACUUUAUACAUGUAGCCUAUAAAGCAUUUUCAUUAUG